This is a messenger RNA of Gossypium arboreum, 986 nucleotides long. RefSeq names its product CASP-like protein 4A4. The record is from RefSeq and is a predicted model, not a curated record. The coding region runs from base 248 to 886 and encodes 212 amino acids. Lineage: Eukaryota; Viridiplantae; Streptophyta; Magnoliopsida; Malvales; Malvaceae. The transcript is spliced from 3 exons.
UAGGAGGACUUCAAAGCUCAUUCGAAAGAACAAACGUCAGCUCUGAAAUUUUCUAGUAAUUCAGUAUUGUCCAAUUGCCAACCAUGACUAAGAGGAAAUUUCCCUUGAAAGUCCCAUGAAUUAUCAACUAUUUUUUUUUAUUUGAAGGAUCUCUAUAUUCAUAAAAGUCCCAACUUAAAGAAAUAAAUCGAAUUUCAGUUUAAUUGAAAUAAGCAGAGGCUUCAGAGGAAGAAGUUUGAACUAAAGAAUGGAGCAGGUAGAUGAAGCAGUGAAAGAUGAAAGAGAACAUGUCUUGGCUAUUGGUUUUAGGAUCAUGCCUGGUGUUUCCCCUCUGGCAUCUAUUUCUCAGUCUCAGCACCAGCCAUUUCCAACCCCUUCACCGUUCUCUUUCUCGGUGGCUUCGACAAGGUGGAGCUCAAGACCUUUGAUACAUCGUCACUCGAAUCUCUUCCUUCGGUUCUUGGUGCUUCUCUUCUCCUUUAUCUCAGCUCUCACACUGGUUACCCCAUCCACAAACAAUAGACACCAUCCAUCUCCUAGCUUCACCGAUUACCCAGAAUUGAUAUACUGCUUCAUUGUAGCCAUUAUAGCUUUGGUGUACACAGCUUUCCAAUUGUUUAAAGGCAUUAGUGACAUUGCUCAUAGAGGCAUUCUGAUCUCGGAUUUAACCUCAGACUACCUAAGCUUUGUCCUUGACCAGUUGUUGGUUUAUCUUCUCGUCUCAUCUGCUUCGGCAGCAGUGCCAACCAUUGGACAGGUUGAGCGAGGCACAGCACUUAGGAAGGGAACCAUCGCAUCAACCAGCAUGGCCUUUGCAACAUUUCUAGUUAUGACAAUUUGUGCUAUCUUGUCUGGCUACAAGCUUUGUAAGAGAAUUGGCUGGUGAAUUUGCUGUGUGGUUGCUUCCUUCUGCAAGUAAUUGUUUCAGUGUUUAAAUAAAUAAACUGCAUAAUCUCGUUUGUGUGCAUAUAUUAUUAUCUACAAAA